AAUCCGUGUCUCCGAUCUAGCCUUCGUCUCAAAGUCGCCAUAAACCAUGGGUAUCAAGACCUUAUGGCCGAUCGUAGAGUGCUCUGGCGAGACUGUGGAUCUCCGCCAAUUGUCUGGACAAGUGUUAGCCGUAGAUUUAGCGGGCUGGGUGGUUCAAAACAACCAAUGCCGGGCCAUGAGUCACGGGAAAGUGGCAAAACCUCAUCUGCGGAACGUUUUCUUCCGCACCGCCACCCUCCUAUCAUUGGGUAUUCGACCCGUAUUUAUCUUGGAUGGACAUGCCCCCGUGCUCAAGCGGGAGACCAUGACCCAAAGGAAAGCUGCUCAAAUGGGGAUGAGCACUCAAGAGGUGGAGGUGAAAUCCUUGAAUCGUAAUCGCCUCAAGGCUGUGAUGAACGAAUGCAAGUUUCUCCUGUCAGCCUUAGGGGUCCAAUGUCUCGCGGCUCAAGGGGAGGGGGAGGCCCUCUGUGCCCAACUCAACCAGGUUGGCCUAGUAGAUGGUGUGAUAUCCGAUGAUUCGGAUGCCUUCUGUUACGGAGCCAAAAUAGUCCUGCGGAAUUUUUCAAUCUCAGCUAAGAGUUUCUCCGUAGAACGAUUCACGGCCAAAAAGCUGGUGAAUGACUUGAGACUCUCGCGUGACCGUCUCUUGUUUAUGGCCAUACUCUUAGGGUGCGACUUUUGUCCGGCAGGUGUGUCCGGAGUUGGUAAAGAGAGCGUGUUGAAAAUGUUUAGAGCAUGGCCCGUGUCUAUGGACGCUAUUCGUGUGCUCCAGUAUUGGAUUGGGAUUGAAUUUCAAACUUGGACCACGUGUUCGUCCCCCAAGUAUUGUCAGAAUGGUCCGGAGGAUCUUCAUUGUGACGCAUGUGAGAAGUGGCAAAACUCGGUGAGUGACGAAGAUUGUCUUUGUCAGCGACUCAAGCAAGAUCCGAGUCUUGUCAAAGUAGAAAAUGGAUUGAAGAAGAAAUGCUUGCUUUUGCCCAUGGAUUGGUGGCGCGAUGAAAUGCCAAAAGUUCUGGCUGAGUUUGACGUCAAGGAGACGGUACCCACGGAUCUAAGUGAGUUCACUACUUACAGUUGCCCCAAGAUCAAACAGUGUCUCUCCAUCAUGUGCAAGAAACUCUUGUGGGUCGAAGAAUACGCCAUGGAAAAACUCAUUCCACUUUUGACCAAAUGGCAGAUUGAACAUUUGAGUGUGGGUGGUCGGCAAGAAGUGAUCGAACCCGAAGUCUUCGUCAAAAAGCGCAUUGUAAGUGGAGUAUCUUGUGUUGUGAUUCGAUGGCGAUUGAUUAAUGCUCAGGCCGAGGACAUGGAAGGAUUGCCCGAAACCUUUGAGAGUUGUGAUGCAGCGGAACUUUUCAGCCAGGUGUAUCCUGAAUUUUAUUUGAACUAUGUUCAAACUACGAAACCAACCAAAAAGACCACAGUUGUGCGGAAACCUCGAGCACUUACAGUAAAAAAGACUAACAAAGAAAAUGAACCCGUCACUUGCGAGGAACAAGCACAGAAGCCUAUAACUCAGUUCUUUUCUCAGCAAAAACCUGUACAUGUGGUCGAAACGAGACCAAUUGAAGCACUGGAAUCUCACAAUGAGACGGAGGUUUUUGAUUGUUCGGACUUGUCCUUUAUUAUUGACGAUAUCAUUAACAAGGGUGCAAUGAAACGGCAAGUGGUCGAGACUAGUCCCUUGAAGUCAAAUGGCCUUCACUCGCCGUUGAAGACAUCCACCCCGACCUCUCACAGGCCUUUAAAGAAAGAGUUAAGGUUGGUGCAACGUGCAACGACCAAUCUCAGAAUGCGGUCCAUUCCUCAUUCCCCCGUUGUUGAAGAUCAAGAUCCAUUUGAUAUUGAAGACUCCUUUGAUCGCAUGUGCAAAUAACGCUCUUAAUUUGUUCAGCGCACUGCUUCAACUUCAGUUAAAGUUCAAAGCAAUAUCUUGGAACCAGGUUUUGUUUCAUAUUUCUUCAUUUUCAGCCAAAAGAGCACCAUGUUGCUUGCCAUUAAAUAAAAGCGUCAGCCGAUAUCGCUAUCAA
Tigriopus californicus is the source of this 2030-nucleotide messenger RNA. It is a transcript of the gene Gen, whose product is annotated as flap endonuclease GEN-like. Lineage: Eukaryota; Metazoa; Arthropoda; Copepoda; Harpacticoida; Harpacticidae. Gene Ontology annotation, molecular function: single-stranded DNA binding; four-way junction DNA binding; 5'-flap endonuclease activity. Gene Ontology annotation, cellular component: nucleus. The coding region runs from base 47 to 1876 and encodes 609 amino acids. The record is from RefSeq and is a predicted model, not a curated record. Gene Ontology annotation, biological process: nucleotide-excision repair. The transcript has a single exon.